CGCAGAGCCCGGCGUUAGAGACACACUGACUGAGCCUCUCCAGGAAUAGCCAUCACCUUGCUAGGGAGCCGAGCCAGCCCCCGCGACUGCAGUGCCUGCUCCCCUCCCCAUGGCCUGCUAGGGAGAGGGGGGAGAUUCCGCUGUACGGUCCCUGGGCUUGUCUGGCGGCAGCAUCUUCCAGCUCUGGCUGCAUCGGUGUCGCCAAUUCCCUCCUGCUCCGGCUUCUCUCCCUCGCCUGGAUGCAGCCAGCGUUAGCCUGAGGGAGUGGCAGGCUGUAUUCCAGAGGGCUGCAGCCUCCGGCUAGGGCUGGGGGGGCCAAGAGGGGCUUGCAAACAGCCUGGAGGGCUCCUCCACAGCCCCCCUGCAAGCUGGAUGCUAAGGAAGAAGGUCUGUGACGAUGGAAGAAGAGGUCCAUCAUCUAGAGGCCUGACUGGGCGACAGUAGGAAAACCCUCCAAGAGACGGGCAGCUACUAGCUUGAGAUACAGAGCGAGACAAACAUGCUGAAGCCAAGUGGACUUAAAAUCCCCGGCAGGGCGGGGAAACACUCCAGCCCCGUGGGACGGGCUGCGGGGACAGCUGCGGCUGCAGCCACUACUGGCUCAAAGGAAGGCUCACCUUUGCACAAGCAGGGUCCCACCUCCACUGCCAGCACCGAGAAGCCAGGAUCAAAGGUCACUGAGGUGGGCGAUGACUUCCUGGGAGACUUCGUGGUGGGCGAACGUGUCUGGGUGAACGGAGUGAAGCCAGGCGUGAUCCAGUAUCUUGGGGAGACCCAGUUCGCCCCCGGCCAGUGGGCAGGGGUUGUUCUGGAUGACCCGGUGGGUAAGAAUGACGGCUCCGUUGGUGGCGUACGUUACUUUGAGUGCCAGCCGCUGCAGGGGAUUUUUACACGGCCCUCCAAGCUGACCCGCCAGCCCGUGGCGGAGGGCUCGGGCAGCGAUGCCCAUUCUGUGGAGUCCCUGACAACUCAGAACUUGUCGUUGCACUCAGGGACGGCUACACCGCCUCUCUCCACUCGUGUCAUCCCCCUGAGGGAGAGCGUCCUGAACAACACCAUGAAAACCGGAAAUGAAUCUGGAUCUAACCUGUCAGACAGCGGGUCAGUGAAAAAGGGCGAUAAAGACUUACGGCUUGGAGAUCGUGUCCUGGUUGGCGGGACAAAAACGGGAGUUGUGCGCUAUGUGGGCGAGACAGAUUUUGCCAAAGGAGAAUGGUGUGGAGUGGAACUUGAUGAACCUCUAGGGAAGAAUGAUGGGGCAGUCGCUGGUACAAGGUAUUUUCAGUGCCCCCCCAAAUUCGGCCUCUUCGCUCCCAUUCACAAGGUGAUCCGGAUUGGGUUCCCGUCCACCAGCCCUGCUAAAGCAAAGAAGAGCAAACGGAUGGCCAUGGGAGUGUCAGCCUUAACUCACAGCCCCAGUAGCUCGUCCAUCAGCUCUGUCAGCUCCGUGGCUUCCUCUGUCGGUGGCAGACCCAGCCGGAGCGGAUUGCUGACGGAAACCUCCUCUCGCUAUGCCCGGAAGAUCUCCGGGACUACCGCCCUGCAGGAGGCACUGAAGGAAAAGCAGCAGCACAUUGAGCAGCUGCUGGCAGAGCGAGAUCUGGAGAGAGCGGAGGUUGCCAAGGCCACCAGCCACAUCUGCGAGGUGGAGAAGGAAAUUGCCAUCCUGAAGGCCCAACAUGAGCAGUAUGUCACAGAGUCAGAGGCGAAUCUCCAGCGAGCACGGACCCUGGUAGAUGGGGUGCAGAAGGAAAAGUUGGAGCUGCUGAACCAACUGGAAGAGGAGAAAAGGAAAGUGGAGGACUUGCAGUUCCGAGUGGAGGAAGAAUCCAUUACCAAGGGAGAUCUGGAGCCCUGUGUGGAGCUCCUUAUCAGUGUCAAGCUUCUCCAUCUGUGCCUGGUGGAAAUCACCUCUCGGAGCAACAGGACUCAGACGCAGUUGGAGCAUGCCCGAAUACGGGAGCUCGAGCAGAGCCUGCUGUUUGAGAAGGCACAGGCUGAAAAACUCCUCAGAGAAUUAGAGGACACCAGGUUAACUACGGUAGCAGAGAAGUCUAGAAUCCUUCAGCUGGAGGAAGAGUUGAGUAUCAGGCGCGGUGAGGUGGAGGAGCUGAGACAAUGCCUAAGGAACUCUCACCAGGCAGAGACCCCUGAGCACAAUCUUGGUCUGCAGUCAGAGGCGCUUCGCCUGCGAGACCAGCUGCUGUCUGCCAGCAAGGAGCACCAAAAAGAGAGCAGCCAGCUAAAGGAGAAGCACGAAAAGACCCUGAAGAAGCACCAGCAGGAGAUAGAGAAGCUGAAAGCCGUCAAUGAAAAAUAUUCCCAGGAAAUCGUUGACCUGAAACACAAAGUUCAACAAGCCACCAAUGAGAACAUGGGGCUGAUGGACAAUUGGAAGUCCAAGCUGGACACCUUGGCAUCUGACCAUCAGAAAUCUCUGGAAGACCUCAAAGCCACCCUGAACACAGGCCCUGACACCCAACACAAGGAGAUAGUAGAACUGAAGGCCGUGGUAGAGAGCAUAAAGAUGGAGCACCAACUUGAAUUGGAGAACCUUAAAGCUAAACACGAUAUCGAGACUGCGGUUCACAUAAAGGAGAAAGAAAGUCUGAAGCUGAAGCUGCAGGAGGCCAGCGACGAAGUGGAAGAAAGCAACAACAACUGGAAAAUGCAACUGGAAACCAAAACAAACCAGCACCUUCUAGAACUUCAGGACAUGAAGGAGAAGUGCCGAGAUGCCGAACUGAGAGUGCACGAACUGGAGAAGCUACACAGUGAAUAUAAAGAUCAGGCUCAAGCAAUAGCUUUCUUGAAAGAGCAGAUUUCUCUGGCUGAGAAGAAGAUGUUGGACUAUGAGACACUACAGAAAACAGAAGCCCAGAGUAAACAGGAGAUCCAAAGAUUGCAGGAAAAAGUGCUUGUCUUAGAGAACAAACUGCAGUCCAUGGAGGCUCUGCAUCCUUCUCAGCAUGCCAAUAUGAUUGAAACUAACGAUAUUUCAGAAGAGAAGAUCAAGAUGAAGCAGGCGAUGGAAGAACUGCAAGAUAAGCUGAGUAAAAGAGAUAAAGAGGUGUCAUCCCUCGCCUCCCAGACUGAAACUCUAAGGGCCCAAGUAAGUGCAUUGGAAAAUAAAUGCAAAGCUGGAGAGAAGAAGGGAGAUUCUCUGUUGAAGGAAAAGAAGCGGUUGGAAGCUGAACUGGAGACCGUGUCCAGGAAAACACAUGAUGCUUCAGGCCAGCUGGUCCUGAUUAGCCAGGAGCUACUCAAAAAGGAAAGGAGCCUGAAUGAGCUGCGAGCUUUGCUGCUGGAAGCAAACCGUCACUCGCCCGGGCCAGAGCGGGACCUGAGCCGAGAGGUGCACAAAGCAGAGUGGAGGCUGAAAGAGCAGAAACUCAAAGAUGACAUCAAAGGCCUGAGAGAAAAGCUGAUAGUGCUGGAUAAAGAGAAAUCGGUAACAGAUCAAAGGCGAUACUCCCUGAUUGACCCUUCGUCAGAGUCUGAGGUUCUCCGGCUGCAGCACCGACUGGUCAGCACGGAGGACGUCCUGCGGAAUGCACUGGAGCAGGGUCAGCAAAUGGAGAAACUCAUGGAGGCCAUGAGAAGUUCUUCGGAGAAAACACAGACUGUUGGAAACUCGGGAUCUGCUAAUGGGAUCCAUCAACAGGAUAAAUCCCACAAGCAGGAGGAGAAGCACUGAUAGAGAAGAAGAGCUGGAGAGGACCAUUUCAUGCCAGUAUCUCCUUCUGCGCCCCAACAGGAAAAGGAUGCACCUCCUAAAGACUAGCAACAGUAUUUUGACUUUAAAAGCAGGACUGUUUAUAAUGUACUAACUGACCUAAGUAGGACAAUCCCUUGGUUCGUAUUUUCUAAGACGAGCAGCAUUCCAGAAGGAGCGGUAUGGCAACCUACCUGUGUAAAGAUCCUUUUGUUUUGCUUUCUUAUCCAUAUCGGUUUUGACUGUGGAAUUUGUAUCGGCCGAGUGAACAAUCUCCAUUCAUCCCACCUGAACAAUGUGGUCUGGUUGAGAGCUGAUGGCUGAAACGUCAUCGGUGAUUCCUAGAACCCUAGAGGAAAUGCAAAGGGGUUUGCUUGGGGCAUUACAAAAUUCCUAAGUGUGCUCCCAAAGGCUGCACUCUCCACGCCAGGUAAUCCCUGACCCUCUCCCCCACCCACCCACCCACCUAGUAUGAAGAACUUCAGAAAUGAGUCAAACCUAGUAGGCUGGCUGUGCUCAAGCCAGUCAACAUGGAUUGUAGAAGAAGAGCUGCUGGGACAGUCCUCCCCCCUCCCCUGCAUAGAAGACCUCUCAGCUGUAGCCCUCGGAGACUCCACUUAGUACUGUAUGAUAGCACAGGUGGUACCUCAUCUGAUUUCAGGUGAUAUAAUUUAUUUCAGCUGUUUGUGAGUCAGUGUUUACUCUGAGUUGAUAAAGGGGAGGGAGCCUCUGGUGGGGGUGAGUACAGGUCUCCUUAGCCUCUCUCCUCUGAGAGAUCUCUUAGCAGCACCGGCUGUGCUGGGGCCCAGAGCCAGGGCCCAUGGGGGUGUUCUGACAUGUGGUGGCACUGUAGGCCCGUACACAGCAAAGCUUUGGAGGCAGCUGGCUAGAGCCUUUGUAUGCCUGUUUGUGAGGGUCUGAGUAGAAAACCCACACACGGGAUGCAGUCGCAUGGGACAGAGGCUGCUAGGCUCUGGUUCCCUCUCCACUGCUAUCCACAGAAUGGUACUCACUAGGUGGAAGAGUUGGGCCAGCCUAGCAGUAGGCUGCUUUGGGGUUGCCCCUACCGUUCUCAGUACAAUAUCCGAAGGGAGAGGGUAACAUGUUGCUGGGAGCAUUCGUGCAAGAGUGCCUUAUACCAGGGACUGAGGAGGAUAGUGAAACAAAGGCCGUCUAGAGCAGGAGAGCUCCAGCUGUAACCAGAGCAGAUUUCUGUUCUUUCCUCUAUUUGCUGGGCACCUCAGACUCCCCCUACUUGCUGAAAGUGGGAGUUCGGGGUGCAGGUUUGGGCCCCAAAACGACACUGAAGGGCACAUUUGUAAAGCAGGAGCUCCAUGCCAUGUGCACAGAAAUCCAGGCACAACUGAGCACCCAGAUUUGCACAAAGAACUGUUGCCGUUGUGGGUGCAGAGAGCCAGUUGGCCACCUCUGUAUCCAUCUGCAAUAACUAUCCAUGCAGGAGGAGGAACCCCAUUGCCUGUGUGUAUUUGCACAUGGACCGGUCCCUAUGCCAAGGGCUGUAUUCUAGUCUCAGUCUUUGCACUAAACUCCCAUUGGGCUGAGUGGGAUGAUACUUGGGUGGAGUGAGGGUGGAAUAUGGUCCUAAGUGUCUGAGACAAACCCCUGGCUCUGAAAAGGAGCAUUCGCCUUUCGAUACCCUGGGACCAGAGGGAGCAGCAGCAGAUUCUUAGGCUCCAUUCAACCCCCUGAUGGGGAUGGGGCAGCUUCCCAAGGGGGGAUCAGUACCUGGAAUGGGGGGCAGGGCUUGGAUUGACAUAUUGCAGCACCAGGGAAACAAUGGCACCACCAAUGGCAAUCCCCUGGUUCUGGGGGAGAAGCGGCUCGUCAUGGAAACAAACGACUGUUCUUGAUGCUGUUUGAUACUUCCCCCUGCCCUCCUCCGAGGGAAUUAAUUGCAGAAUCCCUUUUCGGAGGUACACAAAUCAAAUUGUUUCCUAUUUCUCUGGAAAUGCAGCAUUUUUGCCAUAUUUACCAAACGACGUUAGGGUGUGAACAGCUCCGUCUCUUCUCUGGAGCCUCUCUGAUAUGCCUAGAUCAAGUCCACCUCUCUGCUCCGCUCUCCACUGCACAUCCUGGGCUAGAACUCCCGUGGACGUGGACAAGAGCUCCCAGCGUGGCAGGACACGGCAUAGGUGUGAAGCAGAACCGUUGCACGUGAGCUGGGAAUCUGGCCCUUCGUUUUCCUGUCUGAUUUUUCUUCAGCCACUUUGGCUACUCUGAAAUUCUCCAGCCGCACGGAGUCUGGGGCAGCCCGGGGCAAACUGGGAAAGAGCUUUGCCCCAUCCCUCCAAGUCUCCUGCACUCGGGAAGCCACCAGACCUCUUGCCGGGCAGUGAAAUAGAGCUAGGCCCUUUUCACCUGGUGGGGAUGGUGGAGACCGGCUCUGUUUCAAUGGUUGAGAUAAGGAGGUGGGUUCAGGAAAGUGAGGCAUGUUGGGAGAAGAAGCCUAAAUUUGGCUAAUGAGUUGAGGGUUAACGGGAGUUGGGGUGGGACAGGUCCUGCGGUGUGGAACCAGCCCCCUCUACCUGCAUAGAAGAAUAAAGCACUGAUCAUUGCCUCAGGCUUGGAUUUUCAAAGAGCCUAAGGCCCCAAAAGCUCCUUGUCUAUCAGUGGGACUUGUCACCUGACUCCCCUAGUCUCCUUUGAAAAGCCCAGCACAAGUGUGUCAAAUGUAAUAACCAAGCAAAACUCAGGAUCAGCAGGAGGUGCCGUUUUGAUCAUUUUGGGGGCGGUAUUUUCAGAAGUGUCCAGCAUUGGCUGCCUGACUCUGCUCCUGCUGAAAUUAAUGGUCAAAUGCCCACUGACCUCAAUGGGAGCAUGCGGGGGGCUUUGGAAAACGCCUUCCAGGGCUUAGGGAAGGCAGCACCCAUGUGAGUGCACAGGAGUUCCUGGGACUUACCAAGUGGGAAGGGGGCGGGGGUCGAUUUUGUAAUCCAUCUAUAUUUAUUUUCUGUCUCGUUUGCAAGUGACAAGCCCCCGUUAUUUAAAGAGGAUUAAAUGGCAACUUUCUGCGUCGCUUUGCAACCCUCCUGCUUCCCCGGGUUCAAACAGGAGCUGCCCGCUGGGAGGUGUGCUCUGUGGGCUGGGCUGAAUGGGGCAAAGCUCUGAAGCGAGUGGCACUGCCCUGAAACCAGAGGAGAAUUUGACCUAUCAGGCCAGUGCACCUGAGUCCAUUUGGUGACAGGGAGAAGGUAGAAGAGAGCUUGCAUUGUAAGCUAGCUUUGACUGUCUUCUCAGGAUCUAAUGCUCUCUAGGAUAUAACUGAGGGGAGAGUAGCCUUCCAGGGAUAGGCCUGGAUGGCCUUACCACAGCAAUGGGCCACACUGAAUCACACGCUGUCAGGGCUCUGAGUUUGCCCUUUUUGGAAAGAGAUCUCUGCACAGAGAGCACCAGCGUGGGGCGAACCCGUUCUGGGACACACCAGUGCAGCCCCAGGCUCUGCCCCUGUGCACCCCGCCAUGUAGGCUCAGCGCCCCAUUUCCAGCUCGCCCUGCGGGUGGGAGAGUUACAACCGAAACAGAUGCCCCUGCUCAGGAGAGCCCAGCCAGGAGCUGCAUGGCUCAGGAAUGCAGAUCACAGAGGGUGCAUUUCCUCCCUGUGCGGCGGGGCCAGCACGAGGCCUGUGUUCCGCUGAAGUCCUGCAGAAGUGAAACAGGCACCAGAGACAGCGGUGAGGGAUUUCCCUAGUGCACACAGCUCAUGCUGGCCCUCUGCUCAGGUGCCAGCUGCACCCACAGAUUUUAGGAGACCAAAUUAGAACGAAACACAGAAAGUGACAAGUCAGAGGGUCCCCUUCCACCACUUUUAUUUCUAAGCUUCUCGCGACUUUUGCCCAGUACAGUGGCACAUAAAGUACUCUGCAACAUUCUGUGUAACUGGCAUCCUCGGUAUUUUUUUUGUGUGGGGGAAGUGGAGGGGGGGUCAUCAAAGGGAAGUUAUGCAGCCAACUCCCAUUGGCAGUCAGUAGAAGUUGGGUGCCUAGCUCCCAUUUGAAAAUCUCCUGUCAGCGUUAAUCCCAGGGAUCUUGUUCAGAGCUUCAAAUCUGAAGUAAGAUAGGGGGCUGCAUUCUCCUCCGUGACCCCCAGGGUUGUCUCCAUUGCAUGUUCCAUGCUGAUGUCACACCCAGGGCUGUGUGCAGAAUCUGCCUCAGGGAUCAACAACUGCAGUGUGGGUGAGAGGGGAGAAUUUUUCCUCUCCAGUCAAGGGGUCUUGCGUGAGAGCUAGUGACCUGGAAAAGCAGUGCUGAGCUGUCUGCUCCACCCAUGCGCCCUUCCCAUCCAAAGAGCAAUUAAGGGCCUGCACAGUGGUUGAAUCCGUAGGAAUUAUGAGUCCACGCUGUUGAAAAUUGGACUUUCUAUCCAUUGUAUUAGUUCAGUGGCUGGAAGAGUUUUUUGUUUUGUUUUCCCACUGAAGGCUGAGAAAUCAUCUGAAGAAUAAAGUCUCCAGGCCAGCCGGAGAGGCUCUUGAAGCUCCAGAUUAGCAACCUUUUCCGCUCAUCCUAGCUAAAGAGAAAUCUUACAAGCAUUUGGAUGGCAGCACUGGCUUUAUCCUUUUCAGAGUUCAGAAAAGUGAAGUGGGGACACAGUCCCAUGCUAACACCCUUACCCAGUCAUGGGUCCGAAAUUUAUAGUCGAGACAUAGCAGCUACUGCCCCAUCCCCUCCUCUGGUCAGUUCCUUUGACUUUCAGUGGAUAUGCAUGAUGGUUUCAUGAAACCAAACAAAAAGAUGCAAAUGAAACCUUCACAAGAUUCCAAUACCCCGUUGUUACAGCAGCUUUUAGCAGUUCACCACUAUCUUGUAGGGAAUUAUUAAUCCACUAAAAUCUAUAGGCCUCCAUGUAAGUUACCAGAAUAAAGGCGAUAGUAGAUGUAUAAAUGGAUGAUAACAUUUUACCCGUACAGUAUGUAUUACAAUUUUGUAGCUUAGUCAUUUUUUUGGCUAUCGAAUUUUGUGAGUAAGAUAAAAAAAAAUGGUUUGACUGCUAAUGUUUAUUUUGUUAUUUGAUUCUUUUCCCUCCCCUUCCUAUGUACAAACGCUGUACAAAUCUGAGUCCAUUGAGUGUAACUACAACCGAUGUGUAUUAAUGUACCACAGACCGCAAUAGUGGCUUGCUAAAGUGUGGUGAGCUCAUACUAAAACAAUAAAACUUGUGGCUGAA
This is a messenger RNA of Chrysemys picta bellii (western painted turtle), 8895 nucleotides long. Lineage: Eukaryota; Metazoa; Chordata; Testudines; Emydidae. The record is from RefSeq and is a predicted model, not a curated record.